Molecule: messenger RNA, 2029 nt
Organism: Plutella xylostella (diamondback moth)
Lineage: Eukaryota; Metazoa; Arthropoda; Insecta; Lepidoptera; Plutellidae
Source: RefSeq, a predicted model, not a curated record
CUUGUGAAUUUAUGUUGUAUUUUUAUUAUGAGAUAAAAAUAAUACCUUAUGUUAUAAAUUAAUAUAAGUCUGAGACAAUUAGUAGCAAUGAGGUUGUUAGUGUUUUGUUUGCUUGUCGUAACAAACUUCAGUGAUAAUGGCAAAGCUUCUAUCGACAGCGUUUUGCCGGCCAGUGCUAAUGUCCUUCUAGAAGAUACAACUAGGAGCAUCGAUAACUCUUGCUACAGACCUUGCAAGUUGAAUGUCAAGCCGCGAAAAUGCGAAUACAAAUUUCGCAUACAACCAACCGUCAAUGACGAUGGCAAAACCAUCAUUUCUAUCAACGACAUGGUCCCAGGACCAUCUAUAAAUGUUUGUAUGAAUGAUAUAAUAGUGGUGGAAGUGGAGAACAGGAUUCCUGAUCAGGAUAUAGCCUUGCACUGGCAUGGGGUGGAGCAGAAAGGGACUCCGUUUAUGGAUGGAGUUCCGAUGGUGACGCAGUGUCCUAUAGGCUUCGGCUCCAAGUAUAAGUAUGCCUUCCGAGCCUCGAAGCCUGGGACCUUCUUCUAUCACGCCGAUUCAGUGCAACACCAAAGCGACGGCAUCUUCGGGGCUCUGAUAGUGAACCAGCCAGCGCCCUUCGAGCCCCACGUGGACCUGUACCACUACGACCGCAGCGAGGAGCACACCCUCAUCAUCUCAGCUGACUUCCCGGAGACCCUCACGGGAAAUCUGGAAAACUUGAGCGAAAUCAAACCCACAGCUCUUAACAUAAACGGAGAUACGGAUAUAGCUAAAAUAUUUGUAAUGGAAAACUUUGCGUAUCGAUUGCGGCUGAUCAACGCAAUAGCAGCGGAGUGUCCUGUGGUCUACAGCAUCGACGCUCACCAUGUCACUGCAAUCGCUACCGACGGAAAUCCUGUCAAACCAGUCACGGCAGAACACAUACUGCUGUAUCCAGGUGAAAGAAUGGACAUCGUUGUCCGCGCGUCUCAACCCGCGGGCGGGUACUGGGCGCGGGCGCGGGGCUACGGAGGCGCAUGCGCAGGUCUGAACGCUAGAGCCAUGCUGCUCUACUCCGGGUUCAAUUAUACUGCCAUGCUGGUGGAUGACGAGAAGAACGACUACAGUUUUGAAAUGGAUCCUUCAUCAGCAAUACAUGGACAAGGUUUGGAGUCACUAAACGAAGAAACUGAUUACGGGGCAGAAACAAUAAAAUCUGUUUAUUUGGGAGUUGAUAGAACUAAUGAUCUCAAAGACGAGCCUAAUGAUUUCCGAUACAUAAGUGACGCAAUGCCUAAGAAACCGUUCUUCCCAGCGCCUAUUGCUCUCCGAACAGAUGGUGUCGUCCAAAUAAACGGCAAAAGUUUUCUGUACCCGAACGCUCCCUUGCUACUCUACCCUAAGGAGGUCCGUGCGGAAACCAUCUGCGCAGUCGGAGAGGAAGAUGAGCGUCGGGAUCCGCAAUGUGUGCAAGUGCUGAAUGCGGAGAGAAAUGAUGUCAUUGAACUAGCACUUGUCAACGAAGGUUUUGGAAGCAACGACACGUACACUUUCCACAUGCACGGGAGCAGUGUGCAGAUAGUAGCCACGUGGCAAAAUCCAGCUCGGACUCCUCUGUCUAAAGCAGAUUUUCUUAAAUUUACCAACGAAAAUAAUGUUGUCAGCAAAUCUGCCAAUCCACCGUUGAAGGAUACCAUAGUGGUACCAAACAAGGGGUUCACCAUAAUCAGGAUGCGGCUGAGCCAGCCUGGCGCCUGGAUGCUGGAGUGUAGGUCCUGCAGUCUGUACUCAUUGCCCACGGCUGUCGUCGUCAAUGUGCCGCAGACAUUGCCCAAGUCAGUCCUCGACUCUUUGCCUAAAUGUGGCAACUACAGACCACCUGAUGUACUGCUGCAUUGAAGACUAUUUGUAAUUCUAAGAUCCAUUUGUGCUGGACGCACCUAAAUAAGACUGCUUUGAUAUUUAGUUGGUAAAUAUGUAACUGUUAAGUUUUUAAGCAUAAUUUAUUUAUUUUUAUAUUUUUCUAACAAUAAAACAAGAAAAUUGC